Eupeodes corollae is the source of this 814-nucleotide messenger RNA. Its product is annotated as lactoylglutathione lyase-like. Bases 74 to 682 code for a protein of 202 amino acids. The record is from RefSeq and is a predicted model, not a curated record. Lineage: Eukaryota; Metazoa; Arthropoda; Insecta; Diptera; Syrphidae. The transcript has 6 exons. Gene Ontology annotation, molecular function: metal ion binding; lactoylglutathione lyase activity.
UCAUCAGUCAUUUGGUUUUGCAUGGAAUCAAAACAGCUGUUUAAAUAGGGGAAAUUUUCAUUAACUGGAAAAUAUGCGGCUUCCAUGGAAUUUAGUAUCAUCAUUUUUUCGCAAAGUACUUCAACAAAAUACGAGUAUUAAAUCAACAUCUAAAACAAUGGCUGAAGUAAGUGCUCUUAGUAAUUCGGAAGCAAAUGAAUUAUGCAAGCCGGCAGAUCCAUCAACAAAGGACUUCAUAUUCCAACAAACCAUGUACCGUAUCAAAGAUCCUCGCAAGUCCUUGCCAUUUUAUACAGAAGUUCUUGGCAUGACUCUGCUUCAAAAACUUGACUUUCCUGAUGCAAAAUUUACUUUAUAUUUCAUGGGAUAUGAAGACCCUGCCGACGUUCCAACUGAUAACAAGAAACGAACACAGUGGGCAAUGAGUCGGAAAGCAACUUUAGAGCUAACUCACAACUGGGGAACAGAGAGUAACCCAGAUAUUAAGUAUGAAGGAAGUUCUGAACCCAGAGGAUAUGGAAAUAUUGCUUUGAGUGUUCCCGAUGUGUAUGCUGCUUGCAAGAGGUUUGAAGAGCAAGGUGUUGAGUUUUCAAAGAAACCCGAAGAAGGUCGCAUGAAGGGUAUUGCAUUCAUCAAAGAUCCUGAUGGUUACAAAAUUGAGAUUUUCAAUCCUAAUCAUUGAUUUAUGUAUGUUACUGAAAGUUAUGUAAUCAUUGGCCAAUAUGUGACUUUGUUCAUGUUUAUUUUAUUUGUUUAUACUUAUUAUAUUUUUUGAAAUAAAGUUUUAAAUAAAAAUGUGCUUUUAAAAAACUAA